ACCUUGUUAAAUCCAAAAAGCUUGGCUUUGGAGGAACCAAGUGACAUCAUUUGGGAGGGAAAACCCGAGCCAGAACGGGGUUCAAACUCGCUUGGGGAAUAGCAGCCAGCCCACCAGAAAAAAAUCUGGCCCUUUAUUUUUUUCCUCCUCUCUCUCUCUCUCUCUUUUUCGAAAAAAGAAAAGUAACAUAAAAAUUUAAAAAUGUCCAUGGCGAGUCUUUUCGGGUUGUCUACACCAGUAGAUAUCGAAGUUAUAUUCACUAAUGAAGAGCAAAGAAAGCACAUGGAAGUCAAGGUGGACAAAGACAAGAAGGAGAAUUACCCAGUUUUUCUUGAUGGUGAAUCUGUUGCCGGAAAAGUUAAUAUUAGUUUGAGAGAUGGUAAAAAGCUGGAGCAUAACGGUAUUAAAGUCGAAUUUAUCGGUAGCAUAGAACUCUUUUACGACAAGGGAAAAUCACACGAAUUCUUAACACUAUCGCAAGAACUCGCUGCUCCUGGUGAAUUGCGUCAAAAUGCCGCUUUUGAAUUCGAGUUUAAAAAUGUCGAAAAGCAAUACGAAUGCUACAAUGGUAUUAAUGUGAAGCUUAGAUAUUUCGUCCGUGUUACCGUAGCCCGUCGCUUAGCAGAUAUUAUGCGUGAAAGAGACAUGUGGGUUAAUUCUUAUCGAAUGCCUAUCGAAGUGAACAAUUCAAUCAAGAUGGAAGUUGGUAUUGAAGACUGUCUUCAUAUCGAAUUUGAAUACAACAAAUCAAAGUACCAUUUAAAGGAUGUGAUUGUAGGAAAAAUUUACUUUUUGUUGGUACGUAUCAAGAUUAAAACAAUGGAACUCUCCAUCAUUCGACGUGAAACCACAGGUGCCUUGCCCAAUGUUUAUAACGAGAGCGAAACAAUUACCAAGUUUGAAAUCAUGGAUGGUGCUCCUGUUAGAGGCGAAACAAUUCCUAUUCGUUUAUUCCUUGGCGGUUUUGAAUUAACACCUACAUUCAGAGAUGUAAACAAAAAAUUCUCUACAAGAUACUAUUUGAACCUGGUCCUGAUUGAUGAAGAGAAUCGUCGUUACUUCAAACAGCAAGAAAUUACCUUGUUUAGAAGAAAGGUUGAUGAUGGAUAUCCUCCAGAUGAUGAAGAGUAAAAACAAAACGUUUUAUAUACAUAUACUUUUUUUUUACCUGCUUCAUAUUCCCUAUUACCUUUUUUAUAUUUUUUUUCGCAAAAUAGUUUCUUUUUUUUUUUUUUUUUUUUUUUUUUUAAGCCGUUAUUGUAUUAUUAAAAAUUGAUCAUUCAACAUG
Molecule: messenger RNA, 1288 nt
Organism: Mucor mucedo
Lineage: Eukaryota; Fungi; Mucoromycota; Mucoromycetes; Mucorales; Mucoraceae
Product: vacuolar protein sorting-associated protein 26-domain-containing protein
Exons: 10
Coding region: 202-1131 (309 amino acids)
Biological process (GO): retrograde transport, endosome to Golgi; intracellular protein transport
Cellular component (GO): endosome; retromer complex
Source: RefSeq, a predicted model, not a curated record